Messenger RNA from Epinephelus lanceolatus (giant grouper), 9315 nucleotides. The record is from RefSeq and is a predicted model, not a curated record. NCBI's taxonomy places the organism in Eukaryota, Metazoa, Chordata, Actinopteri, Perciformes, Serranidae.
GGAAAGACAGCAAGAGUUUAGGAUGGAAAGAGGGAAGAAUUAAGAGUGACAUGGACUGAGGCGUGGGGAGGAAGACGUAUGAGUCAACGAGCUCUGUGUGUACUGCUGUCGUUUAGAUGUGUUAAAGAUUUGACAUCAGUGCUCGGACUGCAGUGUUGUCGCACUGAAACUUGGGAAAGACCAGGAGGUAGUCACACACACACACACACACACACACACACACACACACGCACACACACACUGUUCUUUUAUUCUAUUUUCCCCUCCAUCCAGAUGUCCACUCAGCAAGGAUCCAGAUGGCCUGGUUACCCUCUCUAUAGUGGAGAGGUGCUUUUUGACGCACACACACAGACACACACACACACACACAAAGCAGCAUGGCUGUGUUUUUCUCCCUCUCAGAGGGAGGAUUAACUCUCCUCAUUAGGGCUCCCCCGCCUCUCGCCAUCAUCUCUCCUCCCCCUCCCUCCCCUGUCGGCCUGCCUCGCCGUCAUUGGCUGCUUCUAUCAGGACCACCGCUGACUGGAUCGCUGUGACUACAGGACACAGGAGAGCAGGGAGGAGGUGGGAUGGGUUGAUGUUGCCACGGUAAUAGAGGAGGCGACCACUCACCAAAUCAUCGAGCCGGGGCUGAAAUGCAAAAAAAAAAAAAAAAAUCAAGUGGAGGGGUGUUAGAAGGUGAGGGGAGGAGAGGAGAGGGAAAAACAAUAACAACAACAGCGAGGGAUUAGGCAUCGGCCGAGCAAUCAGGAAGUCCAUUUAGGACAAAGCAGCGUUAAAAAUCCUCCCAGACUUUAGCCGUGAUCAUCAGAGCUGAGCUGCCAGUCCGAUUGGACAGCUGCAGGAGAUCUGUGGGGAGGAAAAAAAUAGAAGCACACAAAGGAGGGAUGAUAUAAAUAAGACAGGUGAAAAAUGAAAAACAGCUCCUGCACGAUCUCUGCCCUUCGCUGCCGUGAUAUUUCACUGCUGUCGGUGAGUGAGAGGAGGUGAGCUGGCCGCUGUGAUGCCUGGGGCACAGGAAUAGAAACACAGAGAGGGAGCAGGGACACUGCUGGAUAUGAAGAGCAUGCGUCAGCACUAAGGCAGGGCGACCCAGAGAGACAGCAGAGAUGAGCGAGGUGGAGAGCGAGGUAGAGCGACAGACAGAUUGAGGGUAGGGGUUAUUAUCAUGGCGUGAGAAGGGACGACGGAAAUAGACCCUGCUGGAUUUGUCACCUCCAGUGCCACACCUUGGCUGCAUCAUCCCCAGUGCUCUAUCCCGGCUGCAGCAGCUUCUACACGUGGGAUUUCCUUGUUUGGGAGGACAAUUACAACUAGUAGAUUCAUUUGGAACGAUCAGUUUGACACCUCUGAACAUUCACGCCACUGGCCUGCGAAGAGGACAAACUGUACUGUCUUUUAAAGAAGGCUGUCUUCUGUUUUUCUUCAGGAGAGGAAGCCCGCCCACAACAAUGCAAAAAUAGGGAUUAUGUUCAUUCUGCAUCAAGAAUUACUGUCCGCAGCGUGCCAGAGGAAUGCGUUACUAAAAGCUGUUUCCAUAAAGAUAAGCACCUGUGUUUUUACAGACUGCUCAGUCAGUGCACACGGCCCGGCCAUCACUGUGUGAACAUGACAAACUCAUUGUCCGGCCAUUUUCAAGGAAAGCUGACUCAAUCUAACUGAGGAAGACAAUGAAGGUGGGAGUACUGGAGGUAUACAGUGGCAGUAUAGUUAGUGGAAUAUAAUGCCGUGCUGUACUGUGAAUGACAUGCAGAAUACUGUACUUGUCUUCCUAAUGACAGCACAGACCUCGAAGCGAGCUGACUGACCGACUGACUGACUAAGCGCGUGGGUUGCUCACUGACUGGAGCAGUGGCUAUUUGAGGACUUUGAGGACACGUAGCCCCGGGCAGGUAACGGCCGGGUGUUGGAGUCCCAUCAUGGGGGAGACGGCAGAAUACCAGAGGCUGCAGGAGACGUCAGAGUCUGACUACCAACGCCUGCCCAGCGACGAUGAAGAGAAACUGGGCAGUAGCAUGCAGUGUGAGGAAGGCACAGAAUGGCUGCUAGAGCUGCUGAUGGAGGUGCAGUUGCAGCAGUACUUCCUGCGGAUACGAGAUGACCUUAACGUCACCCGGCUGUCGCACUUUGACUACGUCAAGAAUGAAGACCUGGAGAAGAUUGGCAUGGGUCGACCUGGACAGAGACGACUGUGGGAGGCCGUGAAAAGGAGGAAAGCCAUGUGCAAGCGCAAGUCCUGGAUGAGCAAGGCACCAAAAAAUGGGAACACAGAGUCCAGGAACAUCUUGCUGGCGUCGGCUCACAGAGUAAAGAUUGGGGACUUUGGCCUGAUGAGGGCGCUGCCCAACAACCAUGAGCACUACGUCAUGCAGGAGCAUCGAAAGGUCCCCUUUGCAUGGUGCGCCCCGGAGAGCCUGAAGACCAGAACGUUCUCCCAUGCUACAGACACGUGGAUGUUUGGAGUCACUCUCUGGGAGAUGUUCACACAUGGCCAGGAGCCUUGGCUGGGCCUCAAUGGGAGCCAGAUCCUGCACAAGAUCGAUAAAGAAGGUGAACGCCUCCCAAAGCCUGAGGACUGUCCGCAGGAUAUCUAUAAUGUGGUGCUGCAGUGUUGGGCUCAGAAACCAGACGACAGACCCACCUUUGUCGCCCUGCGAGAGUUCCUGCUUGAGACCAUGCCCACAGACAUGUGUGCUCUGCAGGACUUUGACGAACCCGACAAACUCCUGAUCCAGGUCAAUGAUGUCAUCACCAUCAUAGAGGGGAGGGCAGAGAACUACUGGUGGCGAGGUCAAAACAAGCGGACCCUUAAGGUCGGACCUUUCCCCAGAAACGUGGUGACAUCAGUAGCGGGUUUAUCAGCUCAUGACAUCAGCCGGCCGCUGAAGAACAGCUUCAUCCAUACAGGACACGGAGACAGCAACCCUCAUCGCUGCUGGGGCUUCCCUGACAGGAUCGACGAUUUGUACCUCGGUAAUCCCAUGGAUCCUCCUGAUGUCCUGAGUGUGGACCUCAGUAAUGCUCAGCCCACGCAGCUACCAGGACGAGCUAGAAAGGAGCCUCCGCCCCGCCCUCCUCAGCCAUCAUUGUUAAUCAAGAAGCCUUGCUACGAUCCAGUAAACGACGACGAGGAUCUGACUUCGGCAGGACUAAAGAGAUUAUCGCUUCGUAAAACGGGUUCUGUGAAAGGCUUAAAACUGAAACCUGCUGCCUGGGUCUCUGCCUCCAAACAGAGUGGCGGCCGGAUUUCAGGCUCAGGCCGCAACCCCAACAGUGAAGUGUCCCUCAUUGACUUUGGGGAGGAGUUCCCCUCGCCCACACCGUCCCCCUCCCCUGUGAUUGAAAUUCAGAUUCCCUCACUGGCAAAGCUCACGUUGGAAGCAGAGAACAUCCUGGACCGGACUCCACCUCAGAGUCCAUCUAAAUCAUUGCCCCGCCCCCUUCACCCAACACCUGUAGUGGACUGGGACGCUCGGCCUUUACCUCCACCCCCAGCCUAUGAUGAUGUAGCCCAAGACGAAGAUGAUAUGGAGGUGAGCUCCAUCAACAGCUCGGAGCAGCAGCAUGAAGAGGAGCAGAGUGAAGUCCAUAACCCAGAUGAGACUCUCUACUCUGGACAGAAGGUGGAGUGUAACGCUCUUGUCUCCAGGGGUCCAGACAGAUCAGGCCUGGAGGACAACCUGUUUCUCCCCAGCAAGCAGAGCCAAGGUCUGUCCACCUCCUUCUCCCAGUCAGCAGAGAUCUUCCAGGAACUCCAGCAGGAGUGCAUGAGAAGGCUCAAUGUACCGAGUGGAAGUGCUGCACGGUCGAGCUCGCCAUCCCAGAGCUCAGUCUCAUGUCCUCAGACUCCACAGACACAGGAGGGACACCAGAGUGUCUUCUCCUCCAAUGAGGUCAGACCCCAGAUCCCCCCACGUGUCCCCAUCCCCCCUCGCCCCAUAAAGAGGGGUGACUACACAUCUGCUCGUUGGUCAAAGGAUCUCUCCCUGUCACCGACGCCAGCUGACACCACAGAGGAGGUUUCAGGCUCAAACCAGGAACGACCACCUAUGAUCCCUCCCAGGGACCCUUUGUCCCAGCCGGGCUCCAGGACUCCCAGCCCCAUGGGCCUGGUAGUGGGCUCCCCCCAGCAGAGAGUGUACUCUGUCAGCCCCACCACCAUGCAGGCUCCUCUUACCUCCUGCCCCCCCACACACACCUACGGCUCCUACCUCUCCACAUCUCCGGGUAAACUCAUGCCUACCACACACAGCUUUGCCUCAGAUCCUAAAUAUGCUGCACCCAAAGUGAUCCAGGCGCAGGCGCAGGGGAAGGACGCCACCAGCAAGGGCCCCUGUAUCCUCCCCAUCGUCCGUGAUGGACGUAAAGUCAGUAACACUCACUAUUACCUUCUACCAGAGCGGCCCCCGUACCUCGACCGCUACGACCGCUUCUUCAGGGAGGCAGAGAGCCUGCCUGCCAGCGGUGUGGAGGAGAGGCCUUUACGGCAAGCUAACACCGCCACCGUCAGACCCAUGGUGGUCAGCAGCCAGACUCUCCAAGGACACACCCAGGGACAGGGGCUCGUCCAGCCAGGCGAGCUGAAGGCUAAUUUCUCCUCCAACAAUAACAGCAGUCUGGGUGGGCUUCGGUCAGGGAUGAAGACAUCAGUUAGUCUCCCUCGCGUCUGCUCAGACGGGCUGACAGCGGCGGCAGUCACUGCUUCCUGCAUCAGGACAGACGGAGGAUGGAACUCAGCUGACAGGGUCAAAAUGGUGCAGGAGGCAGUUCACGGUGUGACAAUAGAGGAGUGCCAAGCCGCCCUCCAGAACCACAACUGGAAUGUCCAGAAAGCUAUUUAUUAUCUAAAGGUGGAGCAGUUGUUCUGUUUGGGUCUGAGGAGCAGGUCAGAGUGUCUAAAGCUGCUGGAGAUGUGUGACUGGAACCUGGAGGUGGCCAGCACUCAGAUGUUAGAUAACUAUGGAUCCACAACAAGACAGAGACGGUGACAGAGAUCAGAAGCCUCCGAGCUCUGAUUGGAACUUCAUCCUCAGUCAAACAUCAUCAGAGGAGGUGAAUCUGCUCCUGACCGUUCCCAUACACGCUUCAGACACGCCUCCAAUCAGAAGACUAUUAUCUGACCACAGAAGAAUCAAGCACACUUUCACUGAACUAGCACAAAAUACCAAACUUUACGAUGGCUCCAUUCAUACUAAACACGGACAAAAGACAAAAAAUAUUUGGUCUGAAAGAUAUGUGAUUGUUGCACUUCUUAAGAAAUUUAUAGACUGCCAUGUACGCCCUUUUUUUAAGUCAUUCAGAGACAAAAAUGACACUUCAAUUUCAUUUAGUCAGCCUAACAGGUUCCCAACAGAGUCAGAGAUCCUGGGUGCUACCAUACUGUGUCAGAGCCACUUACUGGUAUCCUCACUGCCGCUAUUACACUGUUGACCAACUGCAGAGAGACACUCUAACCUUUCUUUUGUUAAUGUUAGAGAGCUGGUUUGAACAUGAAUGUGAAGAGGCCACAAUGAGUUUAAUAGCACAAUCUACACAGUAGGUCCACACUUUCCCACCAGGUCACUGUAUUUAGUCAGAAUAUGCCAAGAACUGGUUCAGUGUGACUGAACAGUGUUAGGAUUUAACCGAGAUACUGUAGUGUUAACAGAUUUUACCUCUGCCACAGAAAAGCACAACAAAAUACAAAACUAGAGGCGCACCAAUAUUUUAGAUAAGAAUUUAGCUGACAGCCGAUACCGAUGUUUAUUUUGUUUUGUUAUUUAUUCGCCCCUCUGUACCAGAGAAACAAAGAAAUCUUUACAUAAAAAAGUCAUUCAGCCCUUCAUUACACUAUCAUUAAAUGAGCCCAAAUCUAAUCAUACAAAUUUAUGAAACAACCUUUGAAACAAACACAUUCUUAACAUAAAAAACAUAUUUUAAAAAACAAGUGCUUCAAAAGCCAUUUCACUAUAGUUCCCUCUCUAAUAUCUAUCUUAUGUUGCUGUAAAAACAUUAACAAACAAUAGUUUCUCACCAAAAGCUAAAUUUUACAAGCUAACAUUGAAUGCAUCAUGAGAACAUUAUUAUUCCCUUCACCCGACACAUAGAGCUGGAACGCAUCACAAUGUAACUCAGUGCAACCUCCGUUAGCUGUUAGCGCCGGCUACCAGCUGCUACCAGCUAACGUUAACUUGCUAUCCUCCUGCUGAUGUCAAAACGCAUUUGAUGUUCACAGUGUAGCAUUAUUAGGGGAACGAUAGAGUGUGUCCCCAGAUAGUGAGUUUACAGGGGGGCUGUGGGUCAGGAGCCAGAAGAAUGGCGGUUCAAUCCCCGGCUCCUCCAGUUCGCAUGUCGAAGUAUUACUGGGCAAGAUACUCAACCUCAAAUGCUCCUGAUGUCUUUGUGAGCAUGUGUGAAUGGUAACUGAGUAGCAGGUGGCACCUUGUACUAUAGCCUCGGGCACCAGUGUGUGAACGUGUGAAUGUGACUCGUAGUGUAAAAGCACUCAGAGUGGUUGGAAGACUUUAAAAGCACUAUAGAAGUGCAGGUCCAUUUGUCCUUUGUUCCAAAGGUGUCCUGUGGAAGAUCUCUGUUUGUCUUAAACGUGUUUGCUAUUGUCCUUGAGACAACGGGACGCUGUUAGUCUGGAGCUUUGAUUUGUAGCCUGCUCAAAAUUGAUGGAAAUGGUAAAUGGACUGCACUUGUAUAGCGCCUUCCUAGUCUUCCAAUCACUGAAUAACUAUUAUACAGUGACACUGACACCAAUAACUACUAAGUGCUUUGUUGUGGGGGGACACACCAAUUUGCUUUCAGAGCUAAUAGACCCACAGAGGACGCCAUUGCUACAGCUCCCCACACCACCCUGACCCACCUAGAGCAGCAGGGCAGCUAUGUGAGGCUGCUCUUUAUCAAAGUGCUGUAACACUACAUGUCAAAUUCAUCCAUUCACACACACAUUCAUACUCUGGUGCCACCUGCUACUCAGUUUUUAAGACACUCACAGCCAUCAGUGGCAAUUUGGGGUUCAGUAUCUUGCUCAAGGAUACUUUGACAUGUCGACUGGAGCUGACAAUGUGUGCCCCAGUGUGACAUGACACAACGGAGAACAUCGGCCACUGCCACCUGCAUGUCAUCUUAUUUGCCGAUAGCGGUCAACAGGGUGAAUAUCGGCUGAUAAAUCGGUGCAUCCCUUUACAGAACUAACACAUCAUUUGCUCUUUAACAGUUAUAAAGAGGGGUGUGGAUGAGAUGAAGAAAACUGUUUGCUGCUGAAAGACUGUGGAGUCCAAAAAAACAUGGAACAGAAAAAUUUCUCUACAAUUAGGUAAAGCUCAUAUUCUCCCCCAGAAGUGUUGACCUGAAUCUAAAGAUUUAAUGGAAACAGAUGAUCAGGGAAGCAGUUAGUCCAAGUUCUACUUCUUCUGCAGACCCACAAAACUGUCAAAUAUAUAAUCAAAGAGUAUAAACAAUAUCCCCUUUAUAAAAAUUUAUGUUAAGAAAAUACUGAUAAAUUUUAAUAUAUUUUGAACACAGUGCUCAGAGACAAAAGAAGACUGUUAUGUUCAUUACAAGCCACUGUAUAAAUUAUUCAGAUGUGUCUCUCCUCACUAAUCCAUGACUGCCGCCACAUGUGGCUCGAGAACAAAAAGGCCACGCAGUCAGUGGAAACUUCCUGCGCCAAGAUACAGUCUCUCCUUAUUCCUUCCCUCUAAGCACUUUGCCCAAACAGAACUCCUGCACAUCAGCUGAAACUCCUGCCAGCUGGGGGUUUUCUGCAGACUCCGUUGGCAGCUAAUAACAGCAACGUAGUGAAAUUCACCCCAAGGCACAGAUCCUGUCCCAUAAUCAUCAGUUAAAACCACAACUGUGAUAUUUUGGUCAGCAGCUUUGGGGGCAAUAAUUUAACACUGGGAGGACGUGUCAGCUCUGUGCAAACUCACUGCUGGAUGUGACAGUACACUUUGUGACUAGGUAUUGUUGCAGCGGAGCCCCUCAGCUGUGAACGCAGGAAGCUUUCAGGCCUUUUGUUCUCUGGUUUUAUUCCUGGGGCCAGAUGCGUAAAACUCUGCAUAGAUUCAUGACUGUGUAUGCACAGACAGAAAUGUGCAUGUGCAUUCUUUUGGUCAAAUUUAUAAAGCCGUGCGUACGCAUGCGUCUGCUUUAUCUAUCUCCAUCAUUGUGAAACUAAGCACAACCUGCACAAGCCCAACAUGGUGUGUCCCCCCCUCUAAAAUUCACUUUCCUUUAGUCAACCACGUCAAAAAACAAUACUUGACAAGUAACUAUGGUCGACUCAACACACAUGAUCUUCAGGUGCUAUUGAAAGAAGAACUGUUUGCCAACUGGUACCAAACUAUUUAAAUGACAAUAUAAAUGAUUAUCCUUGUGAACUCACUGGCUCUGCGCCCACCAGCCCCUCAUGUCCACGAAAACCCCAGUAUGUGACAGGUCUGAGCUCAGUUUGCUCGUGCACAAACUUCAAAUGGCCGCUGAAAAGCAAAUAUGGAUCCACAACCAGCCGGCUAUCUGCCUGGGAACAUUAAGAGUCUUUGAAGAAAAAUAAAAAGUGUGUUUGGAAUUUAUUUCUAAAGGAUGUACAGGACUGACUUUGGAUGACAACCUCCAGUAAAAGCUUUCCUCCCGUGUGCAAUAAGGCUGCUGUGAAACCUGUAACCUCCCAGUCUGUCCAUCCAUCAGUGCCAUGCAACUUUCAUCUCUGUCAUCGUGUGUCCCAGUAAGUGAAACACAGGAAACACUGUUCUCAGUAUAAAGUGUUUGGUGACUCUGAUUUCCUCCCCACAGUAGGAUCAAGUUGUCCUUAAACACUGAUCCAGUUUUGCCAGUUUUCCCCUCUGAUGUGUGUUUGGGUAAAGCUGACUGUUAACCGGUGCGAGAGGACGACUGGAUGUGAGUGCGGCCCCCACAGUCUGUUCAUGUGUUGUUUGUCUUUAUACCAAGCUGCUGUAGUUGUAUUGAAGGACUGAAGUGAACCUUGUGGUGUUAUGAUCAACCUGAAGCAACAUUCUCCUGUUGUGGUGUUGACACUCUGUUAGAAAUCUCUGUUCAGUUCUCUUUAGUCUUUGUUACUUCAGAUACCGUCUGCUAUGUUCAGUCAUUCAUAUCGUUUUUGCUGUUUUUCUUUUCUCCUUCAAUCCAACUUGCCAUUUCUUCCUCAUUUGUAAGUAUUUGCUUCCCAGAAUGUGUUUUAUGUUUAAUGCCUACUGUACAGUUGGUUCUCAUUGUUUCUCCUCUCCUGGGUUGAUGGAAAUGUUCAAGAAAAGUUCAUGCUGCCGAAUUUAUAAAUGUAUUUUUUAUUAAAGAAUUAAUUAUUUUUUA